AUGACAACACUGAUUAACAAAAAUUUCAAGUGUUAUCUCCAAAGAAGGAAAAUAACGAUCGAAUCAGCAGCUGCAAUUUUCUGGACUCGAUGUCUAAAACAAUUGAAAGAUAAAGAAGGAGGAAGGCUUUUAUUGAGAUACGAAUUUCGAAAUUAUUCAACGCUGAUCAAAGAGAAAAUCCCUCCAAAUGAAAAAACUGAAAGUCGAACAUUUUCUUUGAAAGAAUCUAAAGAUAUAAUAUCGAUAGAUGCGUUAAAUUUAAUAGAACUGCAUAUGUUUCGGAUAAUGUUGCUUGAAUAUUUUGGAAAGUCACAAGAAGCAAUCAUUACUUUUAUUGACUCCUUAGAAAGGAAAAUAAAAUUUUCCAUUAGAUUUCAUUACGUAAUUCGAGAUAGAAUUCUCCGUAAAGAUGGAUAUUUGAUGCUAUAUUUCUACAAUGAAGUUCUUAAAAGAAACAUCAAGAUAGGAGAUUCGCAAGAAGCGGUCUCUGCCAAAAUAGACAAUGCACUAAAAAAACAUACAGCUGAAAACAUAUAUGGGUAUUAUCAAAGACUGAAAAAAACGACCACAUUGCAUCAACAAGUUUACGAUGAAAUACUCGACCGAUUUGCAACAUAUCCAGAGUACGAAAAGAUUGCACUUGAAUGUUACAAAGAAAUGAAGGUUCUCAAUUACUUUCCAUGCACGUACACGUGUAAUCGACUAUUGCGAAGAUUAUCCGAGACGAUUGGCUACGGGUUUGAUAAGGAAGUCCCGCUUAUUUACGUGGAUAUGAUGGAAUAUGGUAGGGAGCCUAAUGUAGCCACUUUUAAUAUUCUGAUGGGAUUUUAUGGUCGUCGCAGAAACUAUAAUAAUUUUUGGCGAAUUUAUCAAUUAUUAAGAGAAGCAAAUUUAGAGACAAACAAGAUCACGUAUCAGUUAAUACUAAAGAUCUUGGCACAACCGUUACCACACUCCCAACUUGUCGCCAAUACAAUAGCGCAUUUCGAAAAGCUUAAACUCAAACCUGAUGAACGAACACUUAAUGCCUUAUUAGCUGGCUUCGGAAAUAUAGGCGACGUUAUAGGAACAGGGAAGGUGUUGGACAUGUACAAAACACACUUGAUAGUACCGUCAAUCAAUACAUAUAACAUAUUAAUAAAAAAUUUACUUAACUUCGGAUUAACACGAAUGGCCAUUAAAAUUUACGAGCAAAUGUUAGAAAAUGGACCACCCCCAAAUCUCAUCACGUAUAAUCUUAUUCUGAAUAUCUACACGAGAGAGAAACAACUCAGAUACAUGAAAUAUGUAAACGCGGCAGAAGAAGUAUUGAAUACAAUGAUCGCCAACAAAGUUUAUCCUGAUAUUUGCACAUGCAAUAUGUUGCUCAUUGCCAACUCGCGUAGAUCUCGUGUUGAAGGUAUUAAAAAAAUCCUUGACAUUAUGCACGAACAACGAUUAUAUCCGAAUGUACACACACUAUCCAUCUUCAUACAUAUAUUUGUCAAGGCUGGAAAAGUUAAGAUUGCGCGAGAACUCUAUAAGAAGUUGAUUGAGAACGCUCGAUUCAAGCAUGAGAAGAAAAUGCAUGCUAUCAUGUCAACGAAUUUGAUUCAUGGCUAUUUGCAUUAUUAUCAAGAUUUUGUCACUGCCGAAAGUCUAUUUAAAGAUAUGAUUGAAAAUAGAAUCAUUCCUACUAUCAUCACCUUUAAUACCUUAAUAUACGCAUACACUCAUCGCUCAACACUUGACAUGAAAAAAGCAAUCAAAUUAUUCACCGAGAUGGAAACAAAAUAUAAGGUAGCACCGGAUGCUACUACCUUUCAUCAUAUGAUUACAGGAUAUAUGGCGAUAGGAGACGUGGACAAAGCUCUAGAAGUAUAUUAUGAAAUGUAUAAACGUGGACUAAAACCCAAUGACACAGUUCUGUCACGAAUCCACUUCGAAAUUAAUUAUAUAUUAAUGGGAGGAGAUAAAGCUAAAGAAAAAAAGUCAAAGGACUCUAUUAAUAUUGAGACAACAGAGACAAAGGACUAUACAUUGAUAGAGGAAAAGGAGACAAACUUCUCCAUUAUUAUUAAAAAAUAG
Messenger RNA from Ambispora leptoticha, 2067 nucleotides. NCBI's taxonomy places the organism in Eukaryota, Fungi, Glomeromycota, Glomeromycetes, Archaeosporales, Ambisporaceae. The record is from the annotation of a GenBank genome assembly.